Molecule: messenger RNA, 3850 nt
Organism: Myripristis murdjan (pinecone soldierfish)
Lineage: Eukaryota; Metazoa; Chordata; Actinopteri; Holocentriformes; Holocentridae
Gene: sigmar1
Product: sigma non-opioid intracellular receptor 1
Exons: 5
Coding region: 161-829 (222 amino acids)
Cellular component (GO): endoplasmic reticulum
Source: RefSeq, a predicted model, not a curated record
CCGGCUAAGUCCCGCCCCCAAGUGACCAGGAAGAAGCUGUCAGAUGGACUCCACGCCUCAUCUGCCCAUGUUUUAUCAACCUGUCUCCUGCUCUGUACACAUGUAGCGUCGGAAACUGCUGUCUGUCUGUUUGUCCGUCGUCCGCCUGUCUGUCUGAACCAUGUCUGUCCUUAACACCACUGUAAAACUGCUGGUGUUCGCCGGAGUCACCGUCCUGACCGUGCUGCUGCUGCGGCACUGGAUGGCCACCAAGCAGUAUGUUUUCAACAAAGAAGACGUCGCCAAAUUGGCCAAACAGCACGCAGGACAGGACCACGAACAGGCCUUCUCCAAGGUGGUGGUGGAGCUUAGAAAGAGGUACCCGGGCCACAUCCUGCCAGAUGAGGACCUGCAGUGGGUGUUUGUGAACGCAGGAGGCUGGAUGGGCUCCAUGUGUCUGCUGCACGCUUCGCUCACCGAGUACGUGCUGCUGUUUGGCACUGCUGUGGACACAGGAGGGCACUCAGGUCGUUACUGGGCAGAAAUCUCUGACACCAUCAUCUCAGGCACCUUCAGACAGUGGAAAGAAGGAACUACGAAAAGUGAAAUAUACUACCCUGGUGACACCAUUGUACACGGUGUAGGAGAGGCCACAUCGGUCCAGUGGAGCGCCGGGACGUGGAUGGUGGAGUACGGCCGUGGAUUUAUCCCGUCCACGCUGGGCUUCGCUCUGGCUGACACACUGUUCAGCACGCAGGACUUUCUCACCAUGUUUUAUACUGUACGUGUCUACAUCAAGGGAAUGCUGCUGGAGGCUGGCACGCUGCUGACAGAGAUGGGAGUUUUCUGAGGCGCUGCCAAGGAUCGAACACCCACACAAGGACAUGGACACUAGACCGGGCUCCCAGUGGGCUUGAAAAUCCCUGAAACAGUGGAUUUGAAAAAAUAAAUAAGGCCUUCGAAGUUUUUGAAAAUGACUCUAUGGUCUAUGGUCUUGACAGUGCUUGUUUUUUUUUUUGUUUUGUUUUGUUUUGUUUUGAUUUGAUUUUUUUUAAAUCCAGCACACAAAUACAUCAAUAUGUCUCACCUCGAUCCAGCCUUGUAUAAACACUAAACAUGUCCUGAGGAAAACCCUGUGAUUCCACCAGGAUUUCUUCUCUGUGCUGACCAUGGCAUGUCGAAUGCCAAAAGAUGCCAGAUUUGAGUGCUUGAAUUUCACAGCAAUGUGUUGUUGCUGACUGACAGCAGGGUGUAAUCCCCGAAAUAAGCUGAACCCUGUGGUUUUGUCCUAAAGUUUGGCCAAACGGUGCAAUAUCAUUGUGGUGCAUGCACAGAGACUGCCAGAUCCGCGGUUUGAGACCAACCGAAACUUUUAUGGGAGUAAGCUGCUUAGAUUAUUAAAGUGACUAAAGUCAGUUCAAUACAUCCUCCAAGGUUGGUGGAUGUAUUGAACUAACGGUUCCCUGUCGUGAGAAUGGAGAGUCACCAGGAGUGUACUGCCUCAAAAUGAAUGAAGUACAUACAGACAGGAAAACAACACAAUUUUGAGUGGUAACACAAAGCUGGAAAAUUGUUCUUGAAGGAUGCACAACAACACACAUUUGUUUUGGUAUCACUUUAAUCGUUUUUUUCAGUCCCCUGGUUUCCAAGAUGGCGAAACUGCUUUCUGCCAUAGAGCUGCCACUGUAUCACCCUGUAGGUGGAAUAUGAGACCACAGCGCCACUGCUGAAGGACACAGUGGCAGUGCUGUGGCAGAAAAUAGGUCAACCAUUUUGGAAGCCUGGGAGCUAAAAAAAGCAUUGAAAGUGACACUUGAAGCUUUGUGUCAUCGAUUUAAUGGACCAAACUCGGGAUGUAUUACAUUCUCAUGACCAGCAAAUACCACUACAUGGGUAUGAAUCUGAACCAUCACUUAAAGUUUACACAUUUAACCAUUUCCAGGUCUAUUUAAAACUACUGGUCUAAAACUGCAGUGUUUCUCCACACCGGUGGCCCAGUAUAUCUCACCCAGUAGGGGGCUGUAUUAAGUAUGGCUGGUCCCAGUUAUGAGAUGUCUGUCUUCAAAUCUACCCCGCAAUGGAAAGAGUCAGCCCAUCCUCUUUUGCAAUUUCUAACAUUAACACUAGUAUUGUCGCAAUCAUAAAUUCAAUGUUUGGUCUGACAGUGGCAAUAGAGGAAAGGUCAUAUAGUCACAAAAAUCAGAGAGGUUGCUCUCUGGGUGGCCAUGGAUCUACACAGCAAAUUUGAGAAGAUUCAAAUCUCUGAUGAGGCGAAUUCGGGGGUACAAGUGUGUGGAUCCUGAUGAGAAAUGCACCUUUUGACUUGCACAGCUUAGACCCCAGGCCACUAAUGGCCAGUGGGUUGGGAUACUCAUGAUUUCAAGUUUAAAUAUUUAAUCUUAUUCCACUUCUUACAUGGGCAGGCUGUCUUCUGAGAUAGCAACAAAAUGUUUGACUGCAAGCCAAGCUUUUUAGUCUCAAAAUUUACCAUAUCACAUCAAACAGUAUAAAUCCUGAACUGCUACACGUUGCACCCUGAAUUUUGUCAUAAAUCAAGGUUCAACAAAGGGUGUGUUUCACAGCAAAACUGUUAACACCCAACAAGAACUUGUCCGGAACUGAGCCUUAGAUAGUCGCCCAUAGCUGCUCAGUGAUGUUACUGUGUUAAUCGAUGAAAUAAUUGACAUUCCUUUAAGAAGUACCACACUGCCUUCAUGGUGAGGUCCUCUGUCCUUUGAAGAUGGAAUUAUACACAAACUCCAAUACCACUAAAUCUGGCUUUAAGAAAUUAUACCCAUCCCCUUUGUCACAAGUAGUCUCCGUAAAAGUUAGUCCCUGUAGUCAAAGCUGAGAAUCCAAAGGGUUUCAUUUUUGCUCAGGUUUUGAUCUGAGAGCUGCAGUGGCUGGUUGAUGGCCAAAAACCUAUUAUCCUGCCAUGUUGAAAACAUAAAUUGUAGAAUGCCAGCGCUGUGAUAUUAGAACUGGUUAUUCAUCAUUUGCACAAGGAACCAGUUCAGAACUAUGCAAUGUUUAAUUUUGGCAUGUCACGAAAACAUACUCAAAAUAUUUAAGUUAAAGUCAAAGCCCGUCUUUUGAUAUGUUCACAAUCUGACCCCGUUCAAAAACAUCCCCUGGAUAUGUUCAGGAAUACUUCCUAUAUGAUGAGGAUGAUGAGGAUGAUGAGGAUGUGUGUGUGUGUGUGUGUGUGUGAGAUGCCCAGCUUGCCCUAAUCUGGGCCAUUUUACUCAAAUUCAUCAGAUUCCCAACUCAGCAGUGAUUUCAUCUUUAUAGUAACUCAUUCUCAGUGUGUGCUUGACAAAGUAACUUCAGUGUACCAGUGGAUUUCAGACAUUUUAAUGGGAUGAUUUUCAAUUUUGCUUUUUUUUUUUUUUUUUUUUUAAACCCAAACCUUUCUUGGUUGGGGUUCAAAAGCUUUUACCACAAAUCACGGUAAAGAAUAUCUACUAAAACUGACAGUUUUCAGCCCUGAUACUGUGUCUUUAGAGUAAUUUUGAUAUUUGUCUCUCAAACAAGACUGCUGUACUGUCCUGUAAACUCCUGUUGUAUUAUACUGUAACUUCUCAACUUCUCCUUUUCUGUACGAGUCAUGUAACAGUACGGUCAAAGAGAUGUAAAAAAAUUACAUUAAGUCAAGAUUAUUUUAGAUUGGUGGUGGUGAUUUUUGAGCUUGCAAUCCAAACGCAACUCUAGAAUAUUUUUCAAAAAACUGCAUAUUGUGGGGAGGACUUGAAUGAUAUUGAUGAAGCAAGAUUAUUUAGCUACCAUCUGUUUGCACUACACCAAAAAGAAAAAAAAAAACUAAGCCUGGAAUUAACUUGCUAUUAAAAGGCAGUUGCAUAAUGGCAAAUGA